AUGUCCGUGCGCAAGGAUCAUAACUCUGGCAGAAAUCAUAUAAGGAACGUGGUGGAAUACUACCAACAGAUUGGCCAUGAGAAGGCGCAGUCUGUUAUUGACUCUAUCACUUCCUCAUAUGCUGCAGAAGGUCAGACGAACCCAAUGCUCCAACAAGCUGCUGCUGGAUUUCCCCCGCCUCUUCCAGGUUUUCCAGGAAUGCCACCACCUCCGUUUGGUGUUCCUGGAGCGCCUCCACUCGGACCUGGAAUGAUUCCUCCACCCGGCGGACGAGGAGCUCCAUUCCCACCUUUUCCUCAGAACGGCGUUCCACCUCCGAAUCUUCCCUUCCCUCCUCCCGGUGGCUUCCCUCCAAACUUCCAAUUCCCGCCACCUGGUGCUCUAGGCGGCUUUCCACCACCUGGCCAACAGCCUCCUUCAGCUCCAGGCGGACCCAGUCCUGGCCCAGGGUCAGCACCUGGUCACCUUCAAGGUCCAGGAGCCCCUGCUGAUUUCAAACCAAGUGGUCCCCCUGGCAUGAACGAUAAUCGGAGAUGA
Messenger RNA from Exophiala bonariae, 537 nucleotides. RefSeq lists its product as uncharacterized. NCBI's taxonomy places the organism in Eukaryota, Fungi, Ascomycota, Eurotiomycetes, Chaetothyriales, Herpotrichiellaceae. The record is from RefSeq and is a predicted model, not a curated record. Gene Ontology annotation, cellular component: U1 snRNP. Bases 1 to 537 code for a protein of 178 amino acids. Gene Ontology annotation, biological process: mRNA splicing, via spliceosome; spliceosomal snRNP assembly; mRNA 5'-splice site recognition. The transcript is spliced from 3 exons. Gene Ontology annotation, molecular function: pre-mRNA 5'-splice site binding; zinc ion binding.